Messenger RNA from Neoarius graeffei (lesser salmon catfish), 2976 nucleotides. It is a transcript of the gene etnk1, whose product is annotated as ethanolamine kinase 1. Gene Ontology annotation, molecular function: ethanolamine kinase activity. Gene Ontology annotation, biological process: phosphatidylethanolamine biosynthetic process. The transcript has 8 exons. The record is from RefSeq and is a predicted model, not a curated record. Bases 137 to 1219 code for a protein of 360 amino acids. Gene Ontology annotation, cellular component: cytoplasm. Lineage: Eukaryota; Metazoa; Chordata; Actinopteri; Siluriformes; Ariidae.
GGGCUGAGUUUCCGCUCCCGGGGCUCCGCUGUGUUUAAUCCGGAACCUGCUGCAGCGGCUCUUCCUCCAGCGGCUCUUCCUCCAGCUUGCGAGCGGCGCUGUGUGUUUGAUUGUUGGAGCUUGUCGCUGCGGACCCAUGGCGAACUACAUCCACGUCCCUGUGGGCGCUCCUGCUGUGCCCAAGCUGGCCGUGACGGUGGACGAGCUGGACUGCAGACCCGGCGCGCUGCGGCUCCUGCAGGCGCUCAGGCCGCACUGGAAACCCGCGGAGGUCCAAAUGAAGACUUUCACAGAUGGCAUUACCAACAAGCUGAUUGGCUGCUAUGUGGGUGGGGCAAUGGAGGACGUGGUGUUGGUGCGUAUCUAUGGCAACAAAACGGAGCUUUUCGUAGACCGUGACAACGAGGUGAAAAGCUUUCGAGUGCUGCAGGCACACCGCUGCGCCCCCCGUCUUUACUGCACCUUUAACAACGGCCUCUGCUAUGAGUUCCUGGAGGGCACGGCCCUGGAGCCUGAGCACAUCCGCAACCCUGCCAUUUUCAGGCUCAUUGCAAGGCAGAUGGCGAAGUACCACGUCAUCCACGCACAUAAUGGCUGGGUUCCCCAGUCUGAUCUCUGGCUCAAGAUGGGCAAAUACUUCUCCCUCGUCCCCACCUGCUUCGAGAAUCCGGAAAAGAACCAGAGGCUGAGCAGCCAGGUCCCCAGUGCGGUGUGUUUGAGAGAGGAGAUGCUGUGGCUCCAGCAGAGCCUCUCCAAGCUCGGCUCACCCGUCGUUCUCUGUCACAAUGACCUGCUGUGUAAGAACAUCAUCUACCAACAGGCAGGAGGACAUGUCAAAUUUAUUGACUACGAAUACGCUGGGUACAAUUACCAAGCCUAUGACAUUGGGAACCACUUCAAUGAAUUCGCAGGUCUGAAUGAGGUGGACUACAGCCUGUAUCCUGAGCGUGGCCUCCAGCUGCAGUGGCUGCGAGCCUAUCUGGAGGCCUAUAAAGAAUAUAAAGAUGAGGGCACUGAGGUCUCCGAGGCCGAGGUGGAGGUUCUGUACGUCCAGGUGAACCGCUUCGCCCUGGCAUCUCAUUUCUUCUGGGGCCUGUGGGCAUUGAUUCAGGCUCAGUACUCCACCAUCGACUUUGACUUCUUGGGAUAUGCAGUUCUUCGCUUUAGCCAGUACUUCAAGAUGAAACCUGAGGUCACGGCGCUGAACUUUCCGGAAUAGUGCCUCCUCCUGAGUGGUUUGUGCCCCUCCUGGUGGACAUGGGCAGCAGCACCAGCAGAGCUCUUUGUUCUGUGGGUUUAAUGCUACACUUACUAGAAGAAAAAAACAUAUCUCUCUGUUCAGCACCUCAUUUUUAGUUUGUUUUUUAUUUCACGAGCCAUGUCAAAGUGUCCUACAUGCUCAUGAGUUGUUGGUGAGCUGAUAAAACCGGGGAUGGUGUCUGUAAAUGCUCUGGACAGCUAUGGUCAACCUGGUGCAGUGAAAGAGGAUUUGGACCAAGACAAAAAAAAGAAAUAAUCAAGGCUGCCAUUUUUCAUCACUGUCUACGUGGUCUAAAAGGUGUGUGUGUGUGUGUUAACAUCCCAGAUUCAGUAGUUUAUGUCAUUCCUGUUUGUUUACAGUGAAAACGAGUUGAUAAGUUUACUGCUUCCAUCUGCUAGCUUUAGAGCUUUCAGAUUCAGAGCUGUAAUCUUUAUCUUUAUAGCUGCUUAAAGAUCUGCAAUUGAGGGACCAAAGGAACCUCAAAUUGAGCUCGUGCUUGCUAUGUUUUUACCUCCUCCUGUCACUGUGCGCCACUUUGCAGGAUUAAGAAUCUAGUCAAAAAGAUGCUUGGCAAAGAGGUAGUGUAUUUUUGUGGAGAGCCCGUAGCAGUCACCCUACACCAAAGUGCUGAGGUUCUUCCCUUGUACAAACUGCACAACUUAAAAAGAGCUUUCUUUUUAUAUAAAUAUCAAGAGGCUUGUUGGAUGUUUGCGGUACCUUAAUAAGGACUGCUAAUGGACAGACCAUCAUGAUUAUCAAGUUUCUCUUCAAAUGGUCUUAAGUGUAUUAACCCUGAGUUUUGACUUGGAACUACGUAUAAGACCAGACUUGCACUAAAAAAAGCUAUAUGAAAUGGGAGUUGUUACUUUUUGUCUCGCAAGCCCUAUUCGGACAGGAUCGUUUCAUUUAUUCGGAUGAUAUCUGAAAUAAAGUGUUGGCCUGUCUUUCAUCUGGACAGCUAUGAAUUACAAGCGUGAUUCAAAAGAAAACUUUUAUAUUUUAUUUUGAAUUGUAUCUCUUGCAGAUAGGUGUCACUAAACUCUAUCAUUUUAUACAUAAUCCUCUAGAAAGAAAUUCAAUAAGUGUCACACAAGGUUUUCAUUUGAUUCACUUCAUUUGAUGCUUCUAACAGCGUCAUGUUCAUGAUGUGUUCACACUGUAUAGUCAUGAAUUUAUCAACAGAAUAUUACAAUCAUGGUAUUGUGUUCUAAUCCUUAUGCAUUAAUCAGGCUGUGGGAUUGCUUUUCUUCUUUCCAUUACAAAUACCUGUACUUUUUCCUUUGAAUCAGCUUCCAGUUAAGAAAGUGUGUAAAAGGUGUGUGUGCGUGCGCGAGUGAAUGUUUUCAGAGGACAAACCAAAAAAAAAUUCCCCGCGACAUUUACAGAGGCUUUGCUAACAGUAAUUUUCAUGCACACGUGCGUAUGUUGAUAAAUUACAAAGCACAUUGUCUGUGCAGCUGAUUUACAUUGGCAUUUAAUCAUGCCCACAAAACAACAUAAAAGGCAAAGCUGAUAGAGCUGAAAAAUAUCUCAUCUCAUUAUCCGUAGCCGCUUUAUCCUGUUCUACAGGGUCGCAGGCGAGCUGGAUCCUAUCCCAGCUGACUACAGGUGAAAGGCGGGGUUCACCCUGGACAAGUCGCCAGGUCAUCACAGGGCUGACACAUAGACACAGACAACCAUUCACACUCACAUUCACACCUACGCUCAAUUUAGAG